UUUAUUUUGAAGCAUCAGAACUUCUAUAUCUGUGCCCUGGUUUUUGUUCGUCGAGUGAAUAGUUUCGUGAUAUGAUUUACUGUGUAUCCCAAGAUCUGGAAAUCAAAUUUCUGCUUCUUAUCUUCCUAGAAGUUGUCCAGUCCAACAGCUGUUGGGCAGCUAAAGGAAAGCCGAGAAACCAACCUUCAAGAGAGUUCACACAUUGACCUAAAUAUCUGCCAACCAUUAUCAAGGCCCAUUUGUGAUAAGAGCGUCCCUUAUAAUUGAGUCUCUCUGUGUGCAUCGCAGGCUGUGAGAGACUUCGCUUUGCUUCUGGGCCAGCAUGCCGCGUGGUGCCGGUGGUAAACGAAGGCGUCUGCAUGGUCAGCUUCAUCAACAUGGGUGGAAUCUUCAGCUUGAAGUGCCCAAACUUGAAGGAAGAAUGUAUUCAAGUCUGACGGAAGUGACUGACUCUAGAGCGCAAGAUGUUGUGUUCAACUCAGUGCCAGUGUCACCGACACGAAUAGAAAAUGAAGAUGUGUUCGACAACGAAUUUCGGAUGAGAAUUGAGGCCCGCCUGGAUUUAGGUCGGAAUGGAUCGAGAGGGGAUGAAACUGCUAUCAAUUCUCCGCGCAACCUCACCCGAACAAACAGUCGAGAAGAUUUUUCGCCUUGGUUAACGGCAGCUUCGAGGCAACCUCAUCCUUUCUUCGCUGGAAGAUCAAGCGAAGUUAAUCAGCCGAGUGUCUUCUGGCUUGAUCUGAACGAAGCCCAAGGGAGCAUGGAUGCUACUGUUUUGACUGAAAACGUCACGAACACUGAGCAUUUGCCGCAAAUUGUUACAGAUAGUCAAGUUCAUCGACCAAUCAAAACUGAAGUGCUCCACCAAAGAAGAAUGGAUGGUGAGGCUGAGCAAGUUAUAACUGAAGCGGUUCCACAUUCCCCUGAAACAAUUGAUUUGGGCAAAUGGUAAAAAAUGGAUCCAUUUUUUACCAUUUGCCCAAAUCAAAAGAUAGACUUGUUUUAUUGAAUUAAUUGAUAUACUGAUACCGUGUAUAAAAUAUUAUAGGUUGUUUGAUUAUUUGAAUUCAUUUAAAAUUGUU
Symsagittifera roscoffensis is the source of this 1082-nucleotide messenger RNA. RefSeq lists its product as uncharacterized. The record is from RefSeq and is a predicted model, not a curated record. Bases 323 to 952 code for a protein of 209 amino acids. Lineage: Eukaryota; Metazoa; Xenacoelomorpha; Acoela; Convolutidae. The transcript is spliced from 5 exons.